This is a messenger RNA of Xylaria bambusicola, 2356 nucleotides long. RefSeq lists its product as uncharacterized. NCBI's taxonomy places the organism in Eukaryota, Fungi, Ascomycota, Sordariomycetes, Xylariales, Xylariaceae. Bases 615 to 2072 code for a protein of 485 amino acids. The record is from RefSeq and is a predicted model, not a curated record. The transcript is spliced from 3 exons.
ACCAAUCCAUGUUGUAUGCUGAUGAAAGUAUGAUUAUUGCUUAUUAUUGCCUGGUUAUUCUGUAGCCAUCACACUGAGAGUAUAACACCAAAUCUUGCCUGGUUUCUGCAUUCCAAAUUGAUAAUGAACCCAGACAUAGGUGUAGGCCCAUGUAAAUCAGCUAUCCGGGGCUUACAGUAGACAGCAAAUAGUAGCGCCAUCGUCACCUAGGUAGUGGAUUUGAAUCACGAUAUAAAAACACCAUAGGCUGUCUCAGCUGUCACUUAUAGAAGGUACCUGCCUAAGUACAUAAGGUACGGCUUUACCUAGAUCUAGGGUAGGUACCUGUAGGUACCUGCACCAGGCGUUAAACAGGGCGGGCAGGACUCCAAGGCUGAGCUCCUCUUGCCAUCCCAACUUGCCUAUGUCAACAACUCACGAGAUAAGAUCAUUUACAUCAGCUACACUAUGCCCUGUUUAAUGCCACCUUGCCCUUGUCCGGUUCACACUGACGAUCUGAUUGAUCUCACCUAGGCCCCUCGACAUAUAUGGCCUACAGCUUAAAGUUCAAUGGCGACAUAGCAAAAGAGGGACGUAUCAUUGACAUCACGACUGCCAGUUAACAGCUCGCGACCAUGGACCUCGCGUUAAUCCGCUGCAACAAGUGCCAUCUCCAUAUGGGUGUGCUCACGAAUCUAUGGUUUCAGAUUGGCAAGAAUUAUAUUAGCCCUGUUGUCUACGUUGAUGGUGCCUUGGAUGUAGCACCAGAUGGCGCAAUACGACAUGGAGAGAAGGGAACAAUAAUGGGUAACUGUCGUGUUCAAGGGGUGAUUUGUGUCCAAUGUCGUUCUAUGCUGGGGUCUAAGUGUUUACGCUCUACCAUCAAUCACGUUCUUCAAGAGGGCUCACUCGUACUGCGUAUGCCGUCUAUUCAGAUUAUGAAUCCGAAUAGCCACGAUACAAUCGAACCGAUCAUUCAAAGGGUGCUGAGCCUAAAGAAUCCUCUUGGUCAUGAUGACUCUCACGACGAUAAUGAAAGUUCCUCAUUCGAUGAAGAUCAUGAUCACGAACAAACCAUGACUGAAGAUUCUGACCUCAAUCACCUACUAGAUAAGAUCGACGCACAGGGAGAACGGAUUGAGCUACUUGAUACAGCUGGUAUUCAAGUUGUAGCUUCUCUCGAUCGGUCUAUGCGGCAAAUAGACGAGGCUAUCAGAAACUUGAAGAGUGAGAUAGCCCAUACAAAAAAGGAGCUAUCAAAUAGCAGUGACAGCACUAGGAAGUUGACCAGCGAUGUCUGGUCUACUAAAUCACAGAUCGAGGAGGUCAAAAGAACAUUAGAGCCACUAACUACCCAAUGUCACAUUCAAGAAGAGCGGUUUUCUAUCGAAAAUGCGAUCACCGAAGCUAAAGUAUCCCUGCAAGUGGAAAUAGGUGCCAUGUCAGAAAUCUCCAUGCAGAAGGUCAAAUUGCUUGGGUCGCAACUUGAAAACAUGCAACGAGACUUGAAAGAGUUCCGAAACGCAGCGCAAGCAGCGUUACUGGCAUCUGACGCCAAUAAUGGAGAGAUUGCUACUCUGAAAUCCGAAAUAGAACGUCUAAGGCAGGAGGUAGCGCUGGAGCGAUCUUCUAGGCCCUCUCCUACCAGCUCGGUCUUUGCCUCGCGCGACGUAGAUAUCCUCACCAGCAACAUAACCAAGAUUGGGAACAAAGCGAGCCAAGUUGAACCCCUGCAGAUGGAGCUCGAGCUACUAAAGAGUCGUGUACAGAGAAUGGAGGCACAAACCUCCGAAUGGCAGAAGGAGCCUGCUCCCUCAUUUCAACACAAAGACACCCAGCACCCUCUUUCGGUAAGCCCAACGCGCAAAUAUAUUACUAGUUGUACUAUGGAGGAUGGUCUAGAUUCCAACACCUCGACAUCUACAAUCCCAAUCCUACAAGACAAUGGCAUUGGUCGGUCGUCCCUCAGAACGACUAGAAAAGAACCCAAAACUGGUCCCCCGAGGAUUACAAAGUCUGGAGCUAUAGAUAAACGGUCCUUGAGAAAUCGCUCGAAGUUAGCAACAACUUCUUGCACAGCUAGUAAAGGAUAACCAUUUGGAGAGGCUAGGUUGAGAUUCUUGUGCUUGUCUACAUACCGCGUUUUGAACAGGUUGAUAUCCAACCCAGUUAUAGUAAGGGGCACUAGUAACACCGCUCUAUGUUUCUGUCAUAUUUGAUAGGUAUUCGGGGUUUGAAUUCGCUUUGAUGGGGCGUGUAUGGAGCGGCCUAUAAAUCAGUAAGAUUGGAGGGGGCACAUUAUCAAAACGUACCUUCAAGCUCGCCUCAAGCCCUUGCCAAGCGACUGUUGUUCUAGAGACGAUAACUGAAACAUCCG